AUGGCUCCCUCAAGGAUCGACGUCGUAGAGUCAGACACUCUGUCGCCAAGGCACCCACAAAAGACGAAAAGAUUUAACAUGUACCUUCUCGAGGUGUUUCCUGAGGACUCCAUCCACUACUGUCAAACAUUGUUCAACACAAUCCUUCCAUCAGAUCCUGAGGUAGAGAACUGGCGACAGAAUGCCGACGCUAUUCUUGUUCGCGAGAGGAUCAUCUCAGCGGAGGAUAUUCAGGCUGCCCAGAAGCUGCGCGCCAUUGGCAAGCAGGGCACAGGAAUCGACAUCAUUGACAAGCCUGCAUGCGAUGCCCGUGGCAUACCGAUCUGCAACACGCCUGGAGUUAAUGCUCAAUCAGUAGCGGAGCUUGUCCUGGCUCUAACGACAGCCGUCGCGCGGCAGCUGCGAUCGAUCUCUGUCGGCCAGGCUGAUGGCCGAGAAGUCCGCAAGGAACACUGCUCUGGCCUAUUGUUGUCGGGCAAGGCGAUUGGGAUCCUUGGCAUGGGUGCAAUUGGCACCCAAGUAGCCAAGAUAUUUCAGGGAGCGUUUGCAGCCAAGGUGUGGGCUUACGACCCAUUUGCACCUGACAGCGCAUGGGGCGAUAUCGAACAUAGGCGGGUUCAGAACUUCGAGGAGAUGCUGCCGUACGUAGACGUGCUGACGCUGCAUGUCCCCCUGAACGCUGAGACCAAGGGUCUCAUCGGACGCAAGCAGCUUAAGGCGAUGAAGCCAACGGCUAUUCUCAUCAACGUUGCACGUGGAGGGAUUGUAGACGAGGAGGCCUUGAUUGAGACACUCGAAAGUGGUCACUUGUUUGGCGCUGGUCUGGACUGUCACGACGAAGAACCGCCAACCCUACAGCGCUACCACGCCCUGUGGAUGUCCGACAGGGUCAUCAGUACUCCCCAUAUUGGUGCCACGACAAGAGAAACGGUGGUGAGGACUUCAACGGCUGCGUUGGACAAUGUGUACAAGUUUUUGAUGAAGACAGCAUAA
This is a messenger RNA of Verticillium nonalfalfae, 993 nucleotides long. RefSeq lists its product as uncharacterized. Bases 1 to 993 code for a protein of 330 amino acids. The transcript has a single exon. Gene Ontology annotation, molecular function: oxidoreductase activity, acting on the CH-OH group of donors, NAD or NADP as acceptor; NAD binding. The record is from RefSeq and is a predicted model, not a curated record. NCBI's taxonomy places the organism in Eukaryota, Fungi, Ascomycota, Sordariomycetes, Glomerellales, Plectosphaerellaceae.